AUGCUCAGUGCUCCUUCCGCCAACAACCUGCCUCUCUUUUCGUUCGGUCGGAAUGGCGCCGCGAAUGACGUAGGAGACUCGGCAGCUUCAUACGACUUCCUGCCUUCGGUCAACUUCGACGACCUCCAGAGCAGCCUCGAGUCCGCCUCCAACAAUUUCAAAUUGGCUCAGUAUUCGACCUCAGCCGGACAAAGUAGCGUUCUGGACGCCGGGAGCACGACCGACAAGAUGGCGGGGGCUUCCAACGUUGUUCAGAAUGGCGCAUCCGCGCGCGGCGGCAUUCCUCCCCCCGUUACUCGCACGGGGAGAUCCGGUUCGAUUCUGAGAAGACCCAGUACCUCUAGCAGGCAGCCGAGUAUUUCGUCUAUUGCCUCUGGCCCGUCGUCCGCCGUAGACACAUCGACCGGCCCCUCAGCUGCGAGGUCUCGGAGGCAGAGUCACUACCCCCCUGUAUCAAAUACCCAUAUCGCGAAACCACCCAGGAAAUCCAUCGGCCCGGGUGUCAUUGAGACGGACUUUGGCAGUCGCACUGCGCAGCGGAGGAGGCCGAGUGUUACAUCUCACAAUGGGAGCUCAACGGAUCUCCCUCGGGCCUCGAUUGAUGUCGGUGCUGGCGUUGGGUUCGAGACCCCACGGAACCUCGCCAGCAGCAGAGCCGCAAAAUCCAAGUCCAUGCAUCAAGCGCUGCCUCGCUCCAACACCGCCAAUCUGUCGACACCAGACAACGGUCGCCUUUCCACCAUCUCUCCGCGUUCUCCCCGAGGCGGCAGCAAAGGAAACAACGGUGGAGGCUCAGCGCAGUCAAGGAGACAGUCGGGCCUGCCCGGAAUGCCGCACACAUCGCACGCAAGCGGGCUCGGCGCCAGGACCAUCAGUCCUACGGACACACGAAGAAUGAAGCGCUUAUCCAUGCACUCCGUGCACCAAGUCUCGGGUCAAAUCGAUGCAGCCACCGCGCCGCCUCCGCCCCGAGAGCACCGAGACCACUCCAGAUCCCCGUCCAUGAUACCCCGAAAGGCAUCUGCCACGCCUUCUUCGUCCCGGACGACGCCCGAUAUCAACAGAAAGUCUUACAGCUCUGGCCUCUCCAUCACCUCGACCAAUAGUUUCAACACCGUGCGAACCUCGACAGGCUCAAUUCAGCCCCGAGUGCCUGCCGCGGGAGCCGCAUCACGGCUGCCAGCACCAAAAUCAUUAACCCCGCAUAAUCAUAACUCCCAUUCCGCUGACGAUGACGAGGACGUCCCACCAGUACCUGCCAUUCCGAAAGCGUACGAGUCACCACAGCAGUCAGCCACAGAGGCGUCGUUUUUGGACAAGCGAAAAGCCAACCUCGCAGCUGAUGCUAGCAGCAUUAAUAGCAACUCGACCGGCAGCCUCUCCAUUCCCUCGAUCCCCGAACCCGCUGUCAAGGUAGUACGGAAGGCUAGUACCCGGAAGUUGACGAAUGCAACCGGCCCGGAUACCGAAAAGAAGGCAAAUGCAGCCCAACCGAGAAAAAACCCCCCGCCUGUGCGACUACCUCCAAUCACGGUCGGUCCACUGAAUCCUUCCACGAGCGCGAAGAUCGCAGCUCUUGGCCAGAAUGAUCCCGACAGAAAGCUCAGCCCACCUCCGUCGCGCAUCAUUGCAAAGACGCCGACUACCCCCAUGACCGCAUCGAAAAGCUCCUUCUUCUCAAGGAACCAUCAGGAAGAAAAAUCAGACUUUCGGCGGAGCAACAGCACUGUUCACCACACUCGGAUCGAAAGUGGGUCUGGUGUUGAAGGUACCAGCUCCUCCGAAUCGCUCGAGGGAGUGCGAAUUCCGGUCUCGUUCAAGACACCUAGGAAGCCCAGCGUGUCUCCAUUUCUAUCCUCCUCGGUGCCCAAGCCAGGCGCGGACCCCGCCUUUUUGAAGCGAUCGCAGACCGGCGACUCAACAGCAACUACGGAACCUCUCGAAGUGAAACCGCAUCUGAAGCCUUCUGGUCCCCGUGCCCAGCGGGUUGUCAAGGGAAAGUCGCCCACGCCACCGGCCUCCGACUUGGAAGAGCCACCCACCCCUUCCUCAAUGAGCUCUUUGCGUAGGAAGUUGAGCUUGUCGUGGAAGCGGAACACGUCCAAGAAUGACUCUAAAGGCAACCCCUCGGAAAAGACGGUGGAACGCGCCCUGAGUAAGGAACAGAUGCCACCGCCGCGGUUGCCCAUAUCUGCGACGGUCGGCAAUCUGAGUUCGGCCAAAAACAGUCCCAGCCCAUCGGUGAAGGCCAGCAAUUCAUACCUCGAAUCAAGACGGAGGAAAAGCUCGGCAGCAAGUCUCGGCCAUGACAGAACGAAGAGCGAGAAUUGGGCCUCGGCCUCCGCCCAGAAGACAGCUAGUGACUCCUCGCACGCCCACAAUCCAUCCGUCAUGCAAAAGAUUUUGCGCCCGAAGGCAUCGACGACCGCUAUGCGCCACCACGACCCGUGGACAGCUGACCUCGAUAAGGAUGACCUGGUUGCCGAGGAGGAGAUGAAGAAGAUGGGCUCGAGACGCAAGGAGACGGAAAUCGCGGCCAGGACGCUCGACGCUUUGAGGAAACGCGCGACGCCGAAGGAGCGGGUCGGGUCUCAGGAAGCUAUCCGAAUUGCCAUGCUCAAUAUCUACGAGCGGGGUGAGAUUGUCGACUACAACGAUGUUUACUUCUGUGGAACACAGAACGCCCGCAAGGUGGUCGGUGACCUUCAGUCUGAUGCCCCCAACUUCGGUUACGACGACGAGCGCGGUGAUUAUACCAUAGUUGCCGGGGACCACCUUGCGUACCGAUACGAGAUUAUUGAUAUUCUUGGAAAGGGAAGUUUUGGUCAAGUCGUCCGGUGCAUUGACCACAAGACGGGUGUGCUUGUGGCUGUCAAAAUCAUUAGGAACAAGAAGAGGUUUCAUCAACAAGCUCUUGUCGAAGUCAAUAUUCUACAAAAGCUUCGCGAAUGGGAUCCCAAGAAUCGGCACAGCAUGGUCAACUUUACUCACAGCUUCUACUUCCGAGGACACCUCUGCAUUUCGACCGAGCUCCUGGACAUGAACCUCUACGAAUUCAUCAAAGCGAACGCCUUCCGCGGAUUUUCCCUCAAGCUCAUCCGUCGUUUCACCAAGCAGAUGCUGAGCUCAUUGAACCUGCUGAAGCAACACAAGGUUAUUCACUGCGACCUCAAACCCGAGAACAUCUUACUUCGCCAUCCGUUGCAUUCCGAGAUCAAGGUCAUCGACUUCGGAUCAAGCUGUUUCGAGAACGAGAAGGUGUACACGUAUAUUCAGUCGCGAUUCUACAGAUCACCCGAGGUCAUCCUGGGCAUGACGUACGGCAUGCCUAUCGACAUGUGGAGUCUCGGGUGCAUUCUCGCCGAGCUCUACACGGGCGUUCCCAUAUUCCCCGGAGAGAACGAGCAGGAGCAACUUGCCUGCAUCAUGGAGGUCUUCGGUCCCCCGGAGAAGCAUCUUAUUGAGAAGAGCACCCGCAAGAAGCUGUUUUUCGACUCGAUGGGCAAGCCGCGCCUCACGGUAUCCUCCAAGGGCCGCAGACGCCGCCCGUCUUCCAAGACGCUGCAGCAAGUCCUUAAGUGCGACGACGAGGCUUUCCUGGAUUUCCUCGCAAAGUGUCUUCGCUGGGAUCCUGACAGGCGUCUUAAGCCCGAGGAGGCCAUUCACCACGAAUUCAUCAGCGGCAAGAAGAUAAGUGCAACCUUGCCGCGGGUUGCGACUCGCGAGGCGUCCCCGGUAAAGCGCCACACCGUUGCCGCGCCGCGGCCUCUUCCUGAGCCGCCGGCAACGGGUCUCAAAAGCGGUAUCCGAUCGAGAGAAGUUAGCGGUGCGAGCCCCCAGAAGCCCGUUUCUGUAACAUCAUCUCGCAGGCCCUCUAUCGCAACCAGCGGCACAGUCCAUGUAGCUACAGCCAAACGAACCAGCACUGGACAGGCCGGCGUCACGGCCGGAACCAGCAGUCUCCCACGUGCGGCGAUUAGAAGCGUUAGCGCCAAACAGGACCUGGCUUCCGCCGGAGCUACCGCGGCCAUGAGCAGAAGAGGGCUGUGA
This is a messenger RNA of Colletotrichum graminicola M1.001, 4050 nucleotides long. RefSeq lists its product as uncharacterized. Lineage: Eukaryota; Fungi; Ascomycota; Sordariomycetes; Glomerellales; Glomerellaceae. Gene Ontology annotation, molecular function: protein serine/threonine kinase activity; ATP binding. The record is from RefSeq and is a predicted model, not a curated record. The transcript has 2 exons. Gene Ontology annotation, biological process: peptidyl-serine phosphorylation; peptidyl-threonine phosphorylation. Bases 1 to 4050 code for a protein of 1349 amino acids.